Molecule: messenger RNA, 1578 nt
Organism: Conger conger (European conger)
Lineage: Eukaryota; Metazoa; Chordata; Actinopteri; Anguilliformes; Congridae
Gene: bdh2
Product: 3-hydroxybutyrate dehydrogenase, type 2
Exons: 10
Coding region: 85-822 (245 amino acids)
Biological process (GO): siderophore biosynthetic process
Cellular component (GO): cytoplasm
Molecular function (GO): 3-hydroxybutyrate dehydrogenase activity
Source: RefSeq, a predicted model, not a curated record
ACGGAUAUAAUUCAAUAGGCGGAGACAGGGAUUCUCGAUUUCCUGUCUGCUCUUUUGUGUGUGCAAACGUGUUUGCAGUGCAUCAUGGGUCGCCUGGACGGGAAAGUGAUCGUGCUGUCAGCGGCCGCACAGGGAAUUGGUCGCGCAGCAGCCAUAGCAUUUGCCAAAGAGGGAGCGCAUGUCACCGCAACUGAUAUCAAUAGUGAGAAGCUGAAAGAACUGGACAGCUAUCCUAGUAUUAAGACCAAGGUUGUGGACGUGACCAAACGGGAUCAAGUUGAGGCCUUGGCCAAAGAGCUGGACCACGUUGAUGUACUCUUCAAUGUCGCAGGUUUUGUUCAUCAUGGGACAAUCCUGGACUGUGAUGAGAAGGACUGGGACUUCACCAUGAGCGUCAACGUGCGCAGCAUGUACCUGAUGAUCAAGGCAUUUCUGCCCAAGAUGUUGGCUCGCAAGACUGGGAAUAUCAUUAACAUGGCAUCUGUGGCAUCUAGUAUAAAAGGUGUGCCACAACGGUGUGUCUACAGCACUUCAAAGGCUGCUGUGAUUGGACUCACCAAAUCUGUGGCUGCUGACUUCAUAGAGCAGGGAAUUCGCUGCAACUGCAUCUGCCCAGGGACUGUGGACACUCCGUCACUGCGAGACAGAAUCCAGGCCAGACCUGACCCAGAACAGGCCUUGAAAGACUUCCUGGCCAGACAGAAAACAGGCAGGAUGUGCACAGCUGAAGAAGUGGCCCAUCUCUGUGUGUACCUGGCCUCGGAUGAGUCUGCCUAUGUUACUGGAACGGAACACAUCAUUGAUGGAGGCUGGAGGCUCUGAAGUCUUACUUUGGACCCAAGAAGGCAUCAGCUGUAUGGGAGCUUCUAAAUGUAACAUUUCAGCACUUACAUGACAGCCUUUUUUCUUUCUCUAAAAUAAUUAAAAAUAUGAUAUAUAUAUAUUUACUUUUUGCCUAUAAUCAUCUGGAAAUUGAUCUUGCCACAAUGCCUUAAAAUAAUAGUUUACUUACUGGAAUUUUUAAGAUAUUUCAAUUUCAGUGUAUGUUUUUGAUUUUAGAAUAUUUGAAACUGUAAAGAUGACUAUUAUAGUGCCCCUUCAGAAGUUGUACAAGGUCUGACUAACAUAAGAUGUUGUUGAGGGAUAAAUGUUGUUAACUGUAGCCUCCUGUGUGAUCUUAUAAAAUGGAUGAGUUGUCUUCCACUGGGAUAUACCUGCAGGGGCUAGCUUGAGCCUUGACAGAACAAAGGCACCAGAGAUAAGGACCUUACAGAAUUAAUUUUUGCCUUAAUAGGAUCGGAUUAACCCUUUCCAUCCAGAGCUAUAAAUAGACUGGAACAAUCUGCCAGAUCUGUCUAACACUUCAGAGUGAAAAUGUCGAUUAUUGUUCCCUAUUUGCACUGCAGUCUGAUUCAAUCUUAUUAAGUUUAACCCAACAUUUACAUAAUUUGUAAUAAACUCCUCUUCAUUAGAGAAUCCAUUGUCGUCUGUUGCAUUACAUAAAUGUCUUCAAGAAUAGUUUUCAAAGCAUUGGAAAUGUAAAUAUUUACAAAGCCCAUUAAAAAGGAACGCAUAUGA